Amoebophrya sp. A25 is the source of this 13143-nucleotide messenger RNA. NCBI's taxonomy places the organism in Eukaryota, Dinophyceae, Syndiniales, Amoebophryaceae. The record is from the annotation of a GenBank genome assembly.
CUAGCAUACAACAUGUUCAGUUGAGAAGUAGUGGUUCUUGUACCAGUAGACUUUAGUAGAAGAAGGCCACAUCAAGAAACUCCAAGAUGGCUCCUCCCAUGGCUGGCGAAGUGCCUCGCGACUAUGUCUUCUCGCGGCAGUCGCAGGCCCAAAGGCAGCUGCAUGCAGCACGCGUGUAUGAAGCCUUGAAUGGCCACGAUCACGGUCGAGUCGAUCCAAAUCGCUAUACUUGCGAUUACAUGGCUACGCUGGCUUCCAGCUACAUUUCAAGAAAUGACCUACGAGGGAUGGAAAUGGUAUUGACUUCUUUUUUUACAGAUCAUACUACAGUAGGUAUGAAACAGGAAGGCGAUGAACAUGAGGGCGAUACGAUCCAACCACUUCAGGCUGGACUUGCUCAUGAUCAACAAUCACUUACAUCUGGGUUACAACUUCAUAACUAUAUACAGUAGGUAGUAACAGAAGGAGAGAAAGUAGAAGCUUUGAAGUUAAUUUAAGAUUAUCGGACGAUGACCAGAUCCAAGUCCAACGUGGUUCGGACUUUCGUUUACUUACGUUAAUUCGAGGUUGAGCAGUAGUCCCAACUCGCCCUCUCUCCUCAUCUACUUGAUGAAUCUCGAUCUUCGUCAGGUCAAGGAGCUCCUAGCCGAGAAGUUUUCAAGCGAAGAGAUUCCUCUCAAUUUCCGGUCAGUCGUCUCUCGUCCUCACCGCGCGCUCGAUCUGGCUGAAGCGCACGUCUUGCGAGGCGUGUUGGCUUCUAAGAUCAUCACAGCCCAGGCACAGCCGAAAGGUGUUGUGGUGGUCCAAGGGACGGCUGGUAUGGAUUCGCAGUAUCGGCAGACGAAAGAGGAUCACGCCGCUGGAGCGCUUUCGAAGUCGCCGGUGAUCAAUCCGGAAACGGAGAAAUUCGCGAAGUAUGCCAUUGCCAUCACGGAUUUUUUGUUCGAGAUGAUCCGAAUCAUCAAGAGAAGUGAAAAUAGACUGGAAAUGGACGAGAUCAAGCUCCUAUCGGGCAUGUACGAUAUAGACCGCGUCUGGUACGACAAAAUCGUGCACGUAUCCUGCACUGCGCGCGAGAUUCUGGCGACGGAAUACGCAGCAAGGAACCAGAUUGUGGUCGAACGACGCCUAAAGCGAGUUCUCCGGAGCUUCCUCGACACCAUGUGCUCACAGUUCACAGGGAUGUAUCUGUAUGGCAUCAAAAAACAGACACCUAGUCAUAGUCCCCCGUAGAAAGAUAGACAAUGCUAGACCACUAUGGAGGUACUUAACAAUUUUAAGUACUAGAGCGAAAGCACUGUAGAUGAUGAUGUAGAUGACGGAUUCUUUCCAGUGAAAAUGAAUGUUAAAAAUGUUGUACUAGUACUUACAUUAUUAAAAAGAAUGAAGCGAAGAACAGACUACGGACGAAGACGAAGCAACUCUUCGCACAAGGAAAAUCAUGUAAACCACAAUUGUCGUGUAACUCCUCUCUUGUUUGCUUUCUCGUCCUUGAUCAAUUUCGUUCAUCUAAAUUCAUUUUUGUUACUACCCUACAUGUACAUGUAGUUAAUAACCAACUACGAACUGUGGUUUAAAUUUUCAGGUUGAUCUUCCUUCUCUCACCCUUCUGAAGCCCAAUCUUCAUGCAUGUGAAGUGAAGAACGAGUUGCGCGAGAAAGAGAUCGAUCGUCUAUUGCGUGUGCGUCACAAUUGGAUGCGUCUACGUGCAAAAGUUCAGAGUAUCGUGAAAUUGGGCAAAUUGGGACGUCCUGCUGGAGCUGCACUCACUGGAGCUGAUGCAGCUGCAGCAAGCCCUGGCGUUGCUGGGGAGCAACAGCAAGCAGCGACAGCAGCCGCGGGAGACGCUGCUGCAGCUGCAUCCACCGUUGCGCAACCUGUGAUGCCAACUGCGGACGGAGCUGGAGUCACGUCUGGGUCGGCAGAGGCAGCAGCAGCAGGUACGACAGAGGCUGCUACAGCAGAUGGCGUUGCUCAUCAAGCUACCGAUGCCACUGCUGAGGCAGCAGCUGUUGCACCAGAGAAUGUCGGCACCGACACGAAAGCCGAGGCCGAGUCGGAAUCUGCCGAUGCCACCGCGGCCCCAGGUGGUGAAACUGCAGGUGAACGUGAACAACCUGCGCCAGGAGUUCCUGUAGUAUCCGAUGAUCCGGCACCAGUUGGCGAUGCUCCAGCUGGUGCCGACGUGACCGACCCUGAACAUGCAGAAGAGACAAGCGCGCCACAAGCUGAAGGCGAUCAUGCGCAGGUAGCCGCGGAAGAUCCUGCAGCAGUAGCAGCUGUAGAGAAACCAGCAGAAGAAGAGCCUCCUGCUAUUGUAACAGCUGAAGCGGCCACUCAUCAGGAUGCAGCGAAGGCUCUUGCCGACGGAGAGCAUCAGGAAGCAGCUCCCGUUGCUACGCCUGAAGCGGGUGCCACAGAAGCGACUGCUGGACAAGAAAAGAAAGAAUCUACGCCGCAAGAGGAAGUCGAGGCGCCGCCAGAUGCUGUGCCUGACCAAGCGGAGGCCGCAAACACCGAAGGUGGGCACGAAGCCGAUGGUCCCACGUCCGCAGAAGAACCGGUGACGGAUGCUGUGGAACCCGAACCUCCAGCUAAGGAAGAUGUUAUAGAAGCGCGUGGUGAUGCUGUGGAACCCGAACCUCCAGCUAAGCAGGACGAUCAAGGUGCAGAUGCCGGCGGUGCACCAGCCGCCGCUUCUCCGGCGAAGUCCCAGGUCGUACUUGGUAGUGCGAACGAGAUAAACGAAAUCAGAAAGGACAGGCCUCUCCGGGACUUCAGUCUAGCAGAUACGGCAAUGGUGGUCGUGGAGACAGACAAAGGUCUGGAACAAUUGGGUGGGCCUGAUGGCGAUGAGGAGAAUGAGGCAGAGAAUGCGUUAGAUGAUGCGAGACUCGACGAAAUCGAGUUCGAUUUGUCAGACAUGGACCUCAUAGCAAGAGAUGGCUUGGGAGACCUGUACCGCAAAGUUGCAGGCAUAACCGACUUCGUCGAGGAAGAUACUGUUGCGGUACAAUUACGGAACGCAUACAACACAGCUCAAACUUAUUUUGGAUUUCAUCUGUUGUUGCAGUUGUCCAUAUUCCACUGACUGUGAGUAAGUAAUUGUCUUUCUUCUAGUACUUCUGCAGAAAUUGAAAUGAGUGGUCGAACUUCUAGUUCAUCUUGUUUUGCUUCUGUUCGUUCUUCUUCUACUCGUCGUGUUUCAUCACCCUAAAAAUAUGCUAGUUUGUUCUUGUAUUUCCAGCCUUUUGUAUUAUUAUCAUUAUAUAUAAUUCGCUUUCUCCUUCUCGUGAAACCAGGUUCAGUCAGCGUCUUCUUCGUCUCCUGCGUCGUCGAGCAGCUCUUCGUCGUUCGAGGAGCCGUUGAUUACGCUACAGAAAGUUGCUGCGGCGGGUAGCGGGGAAGCGCAAGUAGAGGACGAACACGAGGCCUUGAUGGGGGACCAGGAGAUUGUAGUGUACGACGACGGCGUCGACCGCACAUGGGAGAUUCUCGGUAAGUACCUCGAGCGCGCUGGCCUCGGGGACCCGCGCGACGCGUUGGAGGGUCUAGAGCGCGCCUUGGAGGACGCGGAGGACAAAGCCAAUGACGGAUUGGGCGAAGUGGAGAACUUGGUGGAGCAGGUGAACUCGAUCGCAGGUACCUGGUUCGACGCUCCAUGGGAAGAUACGGAGGAGCGCAAGAAGCUGCAGCGGACCGGUCGAUACACAGCGGAGGAGAUCACGGAAAUUCUGAUAAAGCAGCAAGCGAUGCAAAAGAAACUGGAUCGCAAGAUGCACCGAGGCAAGCCGCCGGCGAACCAGUACCGCGGCGCGCCGCAUCUGGCUGGCGUGCACGCGACGACAACGGCCCGACUGGAGGCAGUGAUCGCGCAACACCGGAAAAAGGCAGAAGACAACAUCGCGCAUCACGUGAACGAGUGCCGUGAGCACGUGUGGGCCGUCGCGCGCAGUCUGGCGACGCUAGUCGCCGACCUGAGCCGUUUGCGCGGUCUGGAGGGCAUGAUGCAAGCUCGGCUGAUGCUCGGCUUCAGCGACUACUCGCUCGCGACGGGCGCCAAGAACAACAAAAGUUAAGGAUUCGUUGAAACAUUUCACUAUCACUUCUACAACGUUAUAGAUACUUUUCUCCCUUAUACUUAUAGCAUAAUUGCUGUCUAAAAAUGAAUAUGAAAUAUUUCUUUUCAACCUUUAAAAAGGGGCCAAGGGCGGGAAGGCGGCGCUGCUGGCCGGCAGCGAAGUCGAGCUGGUGACGGAGGAGGCGCGCCGUAGCGAUCUGGAGCAAAAGCUGCAGCUUUGGUCUACGCAGGGCUUCACUAAUAUGGACGAAGCCCGCGUCGUGUUCGGAGAUCAUGCAGAGGUGACAUCGCCCGAAAGAGUUGCGGCUACCUUUCGAGCGGGUAUGCGCGCGGCCACGCCCCCGGGAGGGACGCAACUUACCAAUUCAGCUGCUGCAGUGGAAGAAGCCAUGGGGCGAGCUGUAAGACAGCUGAAUGAGUUACAAGACGUGCCGAUUGGAGCAAAUGACAUUGGCCGCAUCGUCACACGAAAGCCAAAAGAUGUUGUUGAGGCCAACAAGGAUGAGCAAGGUGCAGGAGCUGUUGCUGGUGUUGGCCUAUCCUCUUUUGCUGUCGCAGGAGCCCUUGUUCCAGCAUCGGGAGGUGGUCCUGGUGGAGGUAACACAGGAGGAGAAGUUGUCGUGGCCGAGCAAGCGAAUCGUGAGCAUAUGCGUUUCGAGAGGAAGACGUCCGCAGAAAGUUUGGACCGCGUGAAGCAGAGAAAGCUUUCGCAUGUCAGUCGCGUGAUUGUGAACGUGCGAUUGGAGGCACCGGAACGCAAAAAUUUCCGUACUGCUCUCGAUGAGCAAAGUGCAAAGGAGCGAUUGGAACGCAUGAGGCCUGCGCCUCCAGUUGUGAAGAAGGCAAGGGUGGCCGCAGCUGACGCGCAAGUAGGUGACCAUCAAGACGCUUCUUCUCCUUCGAACCAAGUAGAGGUGCCAGCAUCUCUGACAGGAGCAGCGCGUGGCGCAGGUAUGAAGCAGUCGCCGAAGAAGGCAUUGAAUAUGUUAAGGCUUGCCGUAAUUCAUCUUAAGAGGCAUCUUUGGGCUUGGGCAGACCGAUUUAUUCAAGAAUGCACUUUAUAAGAUGAAUAUCUUUAUUAAGGUGGUCUAAAUAUCAGGACGCAUUCAUCUUCUGCUGCUGGGUUGUUAUCUCAGUCACCCUCUCCCGACGGAAAGCACCACAGCGACAAGGCUCAAGGCCCUGCGAGUGUCGUGCAAGCCAAGGCGCUCGCCCAGGGGAUCCGCAGCAGGCGGGAGGUCAAUAAAAUGAACAGCAUGAAGGAGAAGAGCAGGAUGGCAAAGAUGGCGUUAAGGCAGAGCAAACAGCAGGGUGCUGACGGCCCUGCUGGACCGCGGUCAGCGACCACGCUGUUAAACGAGGAACCAGAGGAACCUAGUGUCUCCGAGCACUUCCUGCGUGUCUUGCAGAAGUGCCGUGACACAGCCAUAGAUCCGAAGCCCGGAUCUAUGCCCGGGGCGCAAGCCAGAAUACAAGGGUCUCCAAAGGUGAAGCGAAGCCAGAGUCGACGGAACAACAAUGAGCAGGUAAGCAGUGCACCCGAAACGUCAGAAAGCCAUCCCUCGACUGCCUCCGCAGGGGCUGAAGACACAACGAGCAAGUCACCAAAUCAACGCGGUGGAAGGAACCGAGGACAAAGUCCUUCGCGAGGCAAGUCUGGAAAGAAUACAGCUGGCAGCAGAAGUUCUAGUCCAAUCACGAUGGGUAAUAAAAGAAAAAAUAACAAAAAUAAAGGCGGCAAGAACAACAACUACUCUACACGCACGGACCCGGCGCAAAGCGGUCUGGGUCUUUCGGCGGCGCAGCAAAUGACGCUGUGGGAUCGUGGAGUGGCCCAGGGGAAGACAUUUGUCUACUAUAACGAUGCGAAGGUCCUCGAUGGAGUAGACAACUCAUCUUCGACCAUGUUGAUGGGUGGCAACAUGAAUCCAGACGGUUCUCGAAGCGCCCUGGGGAGUACCUUCGGAAGUACGAUGUUCCCCGGUUCCUCGUCCGACCAGAUGGGCUGGUCCAGUAGCUCCUUCGCGGGGUCGACGACCUUGGCUGGUGCGAAGAACGAAAUGCCAAUGCCAAUGGAGACCUCUAUGACCUCCUUUAUGGGAGGAGCACAGGAGAGCAGAAGUAUGCAAAGCACCUUCCUGUCCUCUUCGUCGUCUUCUACGCAGUUAGGUGCUGCCGGAGGGACCUUUGGCGUUCCAGGGGGCUUCUUCAACACGCAGCAAUCCUUCCAGAGCGCCUCGUUUGGCGGGAACAACAACAACAACAAUAUUAAUUACACGACGAGGAUGAGUUCCAGCAAAACGAGCUUCACCUUCGUCGACGGAAGCAACAGCACCAUUUUACCUUUCUUCCGCGACUUGACCGACAACGACGAUACCGUGUUACCGAGGUUACUCCGGGAUCGACUAUUGGACUUCCUCGUGCGCAAGCCACGAGUGAGCGUAAAAUAUGCGUGGAUGCUGAGUCGGUUACGGCGUGGGCGCGAAGACAAAGGCCUGAUGCCAACAUCACCCGGACAGUCCUCUUCCAAAUUUCAACAUGCAGGAGGCGGGUCCAUGACAAGCUCUAGCACGUCCUCGAUCAAGAAUGUAGGAGCAGUAGGAGGUCAACAUUCCUCGAACAAGACUGUUCAAGGUCGUCAACAAAAGAGUGUGGAGUUCACUUUCGGGCGUGACACGGGUAGUCCUCAAGAACUCUUUAACGGAGGAGGUGAAAGCAGACCAUCAUCUCCCAAGAUGUUGAACAAGAAUACUUCAUCCACGACAUCUAGCGACUCGUUUGUUUUUUGCAAGACCACGAAGAAUCAUACUUUUUUCCGCACACCGAAGAGUACGGGACGCAACUUCCCUGUUUUCAAGGAUUCGAUGCUACAUGUUCCGCAGGAAUUGCGCGAGCCGGCGGAGAGGGAGCACCGCGCUGCUGUGCUAGACCAACGGUUAAGGCUCUCCAUAUACGAAUGUAUAAGUCAAUUUUGAUGCCUACAACAUCCUUGAAAAGUAUCUAUAGCGAAGUAUUUCCACCAUGCGAGGAUACUUCUCUUCAAGGAUGCAGCAGUUGAAAGAUGAACGAGUACUAGUACGGAUAGAUGAAGUUCUAACAUGGCGAAGGGAAAGAGUGUACGACCGCCAGGAUGGCGUUGCUUUCGGCUUGGAAAAAGACUUCAUCCCGCAAGUGAGGCAGACGAAGUCAGUGCUUGGUCUUUUGACGACAAUGCGAGUAGACAAUCUAGUUGGCUCAAUCGGCGAUCGAUGGCGCAUGCGGAGCCCUACUGCACAGAAACGAAGCAGCGGAUCACCCAGUGCAGCAGGAAGCGUCAAAGACGCGGCUGCUAGUUAUGAUUUUCAGACGUGAUAAUUACUGAUCAUUGUACUAGAAGAAGAUAUUAUUUUUCUUGCUUGAUGAAGAUGGUAACCAUUUUUGUGUUUUCAAUUACACGCUCAUCUAUUCUGUUUCUGAGACACAACUGCACGACAUAACUCCUAUAAAAGGUACUAGAUGAUUAAUUCUUAGUCUUCGACUUCAUUCACUACAUUGAAGACUCCCAUUCUGAUUCUGUCAGGUGUCUGAAACUGAAUGAGAUUUCGACCAAAUAGUUGAUUCUAAUCCACCGGCAACCAGACGCAGAGCAGUCUGGCUGAAGCGUUUGGUGCGGGUCCGAGUUCGAAAGUGGAGUUUUCUAAGCCACGCAAUACGUACAAGACCGUGGAUACGUUCCCUAGUGUGACGAAAUACUUGGCACGUUCUUUAACUGAACGUGAGCGCAAGUUGCAGAGGAAGCGACGCAACGCUUUGUUCAUGAAGGACACCUUGAAACGCGAAGCCAAGCGGCGGCGCGAACUCGGCGGCGUCUUAGCCGGACUGCACCGACAAGUGAGCCGCAUGAUCUUCGAGGAACGUUGUAUCGAACAAGAGAAUCCAGGACACAGCUACGACAGUAGACUGUACUUCUCGCAUAAGCUGGCGUACCCGAUGCUGCGGAGAAAGAGCGUCCGAAGAUUCGAACGCGAGCUGAAGAUCCGCAUGUACCUCAAGAAGCCCUCGGAGCUGAUCGAUACGCAGAAAAAACUAGGAGGAGGACUGGGGCGUGCGAAAGAAGAGAACCACGCCUUCUUGCUCAACCAGAUGCUGAAAGAUUUAGCGAGAUUACCAGAGUACAAGGAGAUGCGGCAGCGCGUACCUAGAAAAGAACUGCCGACGGAUCCGGAGGAACUGGCGCACUACGAGCAGCUCUUCGUAGACGAGCCGAUAGUCCUGGCGCCUCCGGUGACGCACAACGACAGAAUCGUAUUCGUGCGAGAUCAGAGUGCAGCGCCAGCGGUCAUGAACCCGAACGCGAUAGCAGGAAAAAAAAUGGGCCAGGCUGUCAGCGCUGAAGAAAUAGAACGACAAAUGAUUCCCAGGGAUAAGCGCACCGGGAAAAAAUUGAGGUACUUACUUUUACAUGAUGGAAAUAUUAAAUCCUUUUGUUCUUCCUCGAGUUCGAACGGUGAGUUCAGCAACACUUUUUUAGUAUUUUCAACUAACAUCGUACGAUUCUUCACCAAGUUUUUGUAUACCUGUUGAAGUUCGCUUUGUUACCUCAAGUAGUGCAUACUUCUGUUAUUAUUUUCAACAUCAGUUAAAAAGAAAAUGACACUCAACCAAUUACAUCAUCAAGCACUAUCACAACGCUGGAGGGCUUCCAUACCUAAAAAUAUUCAUUUUUCUACAAAUGAUACUAAAAAGGUACAUUUGGAAAGAGCAUCGUGAGGAGGCAGAGGUGAUUGAUCCUGCCGGUUUCUUCCAAUCAGUCGAGGAAUUGGGCGAGACGAAGGCCCAGCAAGAUUUCAAGCACGGCUGGGAUCGUAGUCACAAGCAUAGGCACAUUUUGAGGGAAGAAAUGGUGCCAGGAUUCUAUAGGGUCCAGAAGGAGCAGGAGAGACGGGAAAGAGAACGCCUCGAACGUGUGGCGCAAGACGAACUCAAGCAUGCGAAGCGACGAGUGAAAAAACUCGAAAAAGACAGGCAUCGUGCAGAAAGAGAAGCAAGAGGUACUAACUAGAGAAUAGCAAUUUUUUAACUUGAUUUUUAAUAUUUGAUAGUUGUGAUCUUGAUGCCGGGUCGUUAGAUGAUUAGGAGAGAUUUUAGGAGUAGUUGAUGUUGAGCAGGUCAGACGAGCACACGCAACUACAUGAAUUUUUACGAUCAUGCUAUUCAUUUUUGAUUGAUGUACUACAACAUGGAAACAGGAAUGACAAUGACAAUACAACGAACACUUCAGCCCGAGAGGAAGCCGAAGCAGCUGCUCUUGUGGACGAAGACGAGCUUCUAUUGCGUGGCACAGCUAAUAUGACUCUCAGAGGGGCUUUGUUGCACGAGAGCGAAUCAUCUUCGAGCGCUUCUGCAUCCGCCUCUGCCAACGAGAACGAGGAUUCUGCUCCUGGGGAAACGUCUUCACGACCUACCUCCAUUACGGCUAGUAAGUAGUCACAGGCACUUGUAUCCGGUGUUGUGAGGUAUAAUCUCUCCUCCUGAGUGGAUUCCCCGUACGUAGCAGGAGUUAUUCAGGGGACGAGUAGUUUCAAGAGGGAGAACGAUCAAGGGGAUCUUCCACUUGUUGAGUACUUAGAAGAAUCACGGAUGGUGGGUGACUAGCGUUAAUUCCAGCAAGAAGCUGAAGAAAAAAGGCAGCGUCGCUUCUAGCAAUCUCACUGAGGAGGAUGCAGAGGAACAGAGGAAAUAUGAAGCAUUGGUCGAGAAGUACGGUCAGGAAACGGCGGAUAAGCUGCUAAAAGCACAGCAGCUUGAAAUCGUGGAGUUUCUGCCGCCAUAUAAUCCGCGAGAGGAGACGGACAUGUUCUACUCGCCAUUAGCGAAGCACGCAAGACAGAUGGAGGAGGCGAACAUGAUGGAUUCGAGGUAUUGGAAAUACCGCAUGGGCAUGACUGCGCUAUUCAGUUAAGGCUGUUGGACUAUUGUGAUUAUUUGAAUUUGUUCCACCAUGCAUGGAUGGAUAUCAAUCUCUAUCAUAUAUCUUGUUGAAGCCUAGUUUUGAUAUCUUGUUUAGAGUUUGCAUGGACGAGUUGUUUACUUAGUGAUGAAGAAGUAACUCAUGAUGAACAAGACAAGUACUAUACUAUAGGAUUAUAGUGAUAGAACGAACUUCUCCCCUAUGGAAAUAAAAACUAUACUCAUUCUCGAAAACCGAUUUAUAAAAAUUUAAAUUAGAAGCUAGCAGAUAGUAGAUACUUAACUAGCUAGUUAAGCUGGAGGCCAGAGGCGGCAGACUCCUGGGUCGGCGUGGACCACGGCGUGGAGGAUCCUCAGGUAGACCAUGAAGGUGGCCUGUGUCUGAUGAUGACGAAAUGCAAGGCAAAGUCGCAAGAUCCUUUUGUCAUUCUCGUUGUGGCACCAAGGUGGUGCCACAUUUCAACAUGAUAAAAGAUCUUGGGACUUGGCUUUGCAUUUUCCGUUAUCAGCUGACACAGGCGAGCCUUCGUCUCCUGUGAUACAUUCCACGCCACGGCCACGCCGCCACCGAAUCUGCUGCCUCUGGCCUCCAUUUUAACUAGCUAGCUCAAUAUCUAAACACUAAAUUAAAUAAAAUUUUUAAAUAUCGUUUUUGAGUUUGAGUACACUUUUUUCUUCCAUAUCCCCUGCUAAUGCCCGAAAAAAGCAAAGAUUGCAGGAGGUUUGGCGGCAAGUCUGAGGGAAAACGACUUUGACGAUGAAGAGGACACCACUCCUCCAGAAUCAGGAACGAGCUGGAAUAAGGGAGAUCAACUCGGAGGGACCACGCAGCCAACUAGUCCUGAUAACUCUGGAGUGACUGCGGCAAAGGGUGGGAAAGGUAUUUUGAUGCAUUUGAAUAAUGAGUGCUGCACUUCAAUUAUAAGCAUGUUUUUGUAGUACUGUUUUGCUUUUGCUCCUGUUUUGAUGUUGUUUGUGGUCCCUUCUAUCACGAGGUGCUCCGACUUAGUCUACUUAGUGCAUGACUCGUGCAUCUCUUACUCAUUCGACGCACCAAUCUCUCCAUGUUGAUUCUACUCACCACGACAGGAGCACCCGUGGCCGCUGCUUCACCCACAACCGGGAAGCGAGGCGAGGAGCAGCCUGCGAGCCCUGCUUCCCAACCGCGCAGUCCUGGCGGUCUCCAGAGGAAAAAGGUUCCGAGGUGGACGCGUGAAGGCUUCUUCCGUUUCCUCACGAAGGAAUUGCGCAUAGCUUCGUGGAAAAUACCCAAGGAUAACAGUCAUAGGAUGGUGAAGCUGAUGGAUAGCGUUCUAGAAGAGAAUUACGCUAAGACCUUGUGGCACGGCGUAAGCACGUACGGUGCCCAAAACCUCAUUGCGCCUGGUGAACAAGAGGCGGAAUUCAAAAAGGUUCUUCUUACCUGAUUUUGUUUGAACUUUUGAUUUGGAAGAAGUGGUGAGGGUGAAUGGCCUUCAGGUCACCUUCGAGAACGUCAAUCUUUCUGUAUUGAUUCAACAAAGAAAACUUUUCAAGAGUUUUUUUUAUCAAGAAGUGACUGCACCUGCGCAGAUGAAAACAUGAUUCUCUUGCACACGCGACGUCUAGAAAUAUAUGCGGAUCCUAAUUUGCAUGGCCAUUAGUUUUCUUUACCUAAAGUUUGCACAUUCACCAUUUGUUGUUUUAGGUUUUUUUCUAGUUAGGUUGGCUCCACCACCACUAUUAUAUAUAUCUUUUCUCUUUAUUCUCAGACUCACUCUUUCCUCAUUCACUCCAUACAGUUGAUGCAGAAGUAUGGCAUCGCGCAGGGAAAGAAAUUGAAGGCAGUAUUGUUGCAUCGCGCUGAUUCGUUGGCGUCGCCUACCUCUCCUGGAGGAGCUCCCGAAGGAGCCGCACCUUUGGACCAGGACACUGACGAGGAAGGUGACGUCGUCAAGGGGUUCGGAAAUACUUUGCUGGCUAAUGUUAAAGCAGCGAGCGCAGCGAAGACUGAUUAAAAGAAGACCUUGAGGUGUUGACGAGUUGUAGAAGAACAAGAUCUACGUGCGUACUACUUAGAUUAGAGAUAUCCAAGAUACGCCUUACUUGGAUUAGAGAUAUCCUUAUCCAAGAUACGUCUGCUUCUAUCUCUACCUUUUCUAAUAAAGAUGUUCUACUACUUCUCGGACUUGGGUAGUAGUAGAUAGUUGGGUAGGAGUAGAUAGAGACCAUACUGUUUGUUACUGAUGCUGAUACAACAAGACCGAGACAUAAAAACGAAAUCUUCGAGCCGUUCAUAAGUCAAAUAUUAAGUAGAGUUAGGCAUAAGUGCGCUCCUUCUGUUAUUUUGAAAAUUUCAACUUGUACAUAAAAUUUGUUGUGUAGAAUAAGUCCACGUCAUGAGUAUCGACACCAAUAUUGCACAGGACUGAACACAAAAAGUUACUAUCAAUUGAUGACACGCAUAAAAAACAGUUAAAUUCCAUGACGAAGUAGCACUUAGGCAUAGACAGUAACCGAGUAACUCUGCACGUAGCAUCUAGUUCUAGAAUUAUAGAACAUAUAAGUAUGAGAUCACCUGGAUAAAACAUCGUAAGCAGCAAAUUAGACAGAUUGUUAGUCACAUCAUACAAAUGCGAUUAAUCAGUGAAAAAAUCAGAAAGUGGAAAUAGCGUAGUACGCACUAGUGCCAUAAGUACUAGUAAGUGAUUCAUGAGGUAGUAGUACGACAAAUGCGCCACUCGUGACAGCGUGUAAGUGAGUAUCGAGGUUGUAGGAGUGAGCAUAUCCCUAGAACAAGUAUUAUCGCCAAAAGCAGAGCAUCCUGAGAAUAACACGUUAUAGCCCACUUCUGCCUCUGGUGAGUAGUAUAGAAAAAUAUCUGAAGACUCCAGACUAGGAUAUUGCUAAAGAGAAAAAACCGACGAGGAGGACUUUAUGGAAAUUGAUAUUACCUAGAAGUAGGACCUUGACCUUAUUCAUCAUGCAUGUAUAGAAACUCUUGUUUGCCGCGACAACCAACUUCUGCGACUCUCCACCAACAAUCAAAUUGCACCACGAGCGGAGAGAGGAACAGUGACUGUAAUCAACAGAAGCAAGGAACAAACUGAUAAAAGGGCAUACUUCUUAUGGUC